UCGAGCAGCUGCAAAGAUCUUGGUCGAUUCUGAAGAUCGUGAAGAAUCAAAUCUAGGCAAGCGAAUCUCCUUCCCCUUCUCUACAAUGUCGAGCAAUCCGGGGAACAAUAGAAGGUGUGCAGGGUGCAAGUAUUUGAGAAGGAGAUGCCCCAAAGAUUGCCUGCUGGCUCCUUAUUUCCCUCCCAACAAUCCCCAGAGAUUCGAAUCUGUCCACAAGAUUUUCGGUGCCAGCAAUGUCGCCAAACUCUUACAGCAAGUGGCAGAGGAUCGGAGGGCAGAGGCAGCGGACUGCAUGGUGUACGAGGCGAGCUCGAGGGUUAGCAACCCGGUGUACGGAUGCGCUGGGAUGAUAUAUCAGCUGCAGGAGGAGAUAAUGAAGGUGCAAUUGGAGAUUCAGAAUGUGAAAGGCAAGAUAGCUUUGCACAAUGCACAACAGUCGUUUUCGUCGGUGUUACAGCAGCAGCAGCAGCAGCUGCAGGAAGAGCACAAGGAGAGGGUUAUAGGUGUUGUUGGAGCUAGUAAUGAUGUUCAUCAUAGGGGACUGCAGGAGCAGUGUGCAUACAAUUUAGGAGGCACUGAGCUGGAUGAGUUCCUCUGGCCUACUUCAGAGGUCAAUUCUGAUCAUCGUUUCAUCAAUUGAUUGUUGAUUAGUUUGAUUAGUUCCACUUUGAUGAGCUUAGAGUACUGGA
This is a messenger RNA of Linum tenue, 689 nucleotides long. Lineage: Eukaryota; Viridiplantae; Streptophyta; Magnoliopsida; Malpighiales; Linaceae. The record is from the annotation of a GenBank genome assembly.